Molecule: messenger RNA, 637 nt
Organism: Didymodactylos carnosus
Lineage: Eukaryota; Metazoa; Rotifera; Eurotatoria; Philodinida; Philodinidae
Source: the annotation of a GenBank genome assembly
UAAACAUUUUCGAAAAGAAACAUAAAACAACUGGAAAAUGUGCAACAUUUUAAAAUUUUUUUUACUUAACAAUCAAACGUUCUCUGAAACUAAAACACAUAUCAUUUUAUAGCUAAGGUGUUGUAGAAUGGCAUAUCUCUCAGCUCUAUUGAACAUUUCUAUGAAAAACUGUGAUUUUUUCAAUAUAUGGUACUUUUCGCUACUAUUAAAAUAAAAUGCUUAUAACUCUUGAAGGAUUGAACGAGAGCACGAAUGGUUUUCAGAUUCGUAAUCAGCAUCCUUAAAUUAGCAAAGUGGGAUACCAUUGCUUUGAAAUCCCAGGGAAACACCUGGGGCCCUUCCCUCGUAAGACAGAGCAUUUUAUUUACUUGGAAUAUUAUCCAAAAUUAUUGUCGAACAUAGAAGUUUUAAAUUUGUUUAUUCUAGGCCACAACAAGUUGGAAAACCUACAAAUGCUACCGAUGUUCAUCAUCAUGGUCAUGCCUCAUCAACAGUGCCCGUUUCGUCCACCCAGGUCACAAAGCCGUCACUACCACAAACAUUAAAUACAACUCAAGCUACUGCAACAAAACUACAACAGCAAAUAAAACCCGCGACGAAACAAACGGUUCCUACUGGAGGCGUACUCAAAAAAUAA